AUGCAGCCACCAGCGAGGCGCAAGUGGGAAUUUUCUCCAAGGCGAGACAAGGAAGCGCACAACUCCGGGAGCACGGAUAAGCCAAGCUGGAACGACCCUGAAGGCAACCACACACACUAUGGGACCCUGUCGAUCCUCCUCCCUCUGUUCAGGGGCGCAUCUUGGCUGUGCUUCGUCCACGUUCUAGACCGCAAGCUCACUUGCUCGCCCGGCGAGGACGUAGGAAAAGCAAUAUUCGUUCAGCUUCUACGCUUGACACCGCCUUCAUUCAACUACCUACAUGGACGCAUUUGCAACACCGGCCGUGGCCCAGAAGAAACCCUUGGGUUCAGGUUCAUGAAGCCGUCCGCCCAUCUGCCUCAUAUUCAGGUGCCUCUAUUCGCACUAGCGUCUCUUUCGUCCUCGUAUGAUCAACGCGUGAGCUCAUGCACGAUCGUCGUUGACACCGUUUUGAACGUGUCUUCUCCCGGUCGUGGCCCUUCCGGCCCGGGCUGGCUUCUGUAUUCUCGCAAUACGGACUCUCGACCUAAGCUGUCAUCACUGGAAACAAGUAAAAACAACACACCGUUCCUCGACUAG
This is a messenger RNA of Sodiomyces alkalinus F11, 579 nucleotides long. RefSeq lists its product as hypothetical. The transcript has 5 exons. The record is from RefSeq and is a predicted model, not a curated record. Bases 1 to 579 code for a protein of 192 amino acids. Lineage: Eukaryota; Fungi; Ascomycota; Sordariomycetes; Glomerellales; Plectosphaerellaceae.